Molecule: messenger RNA, 2058 nt
Organism: Teleopsis dalmanni
Lineage: Eukaryota; Metazoa; Arthropoda; Insecta; Diptera; Diopsidae
Product: phosphatase and actin regulator 1
Exons: 8
Coding region: 31-2046 (671 amino acids)
Biological process (GO): actin cytoskeleton organization
Molecular function (GO): actin binding
Source: RefSeq, a predicted model, not a curated record
UAACUCAAACAACACUUGAAAGUAACAUAAAUGUUACACUACAAUCGAAACGAACGAUAUCCACAAUUGUUACCGAAACAACCGCAUAAACAAUUACCACAGGAAAAUUUCCAGCAACAACAGCAACAGCAACAUCAACUACAACAACAACAACUACAGAGAAAAAUACCUAUUUUACGGGUACACUAUAUACGCAUCAAUUCCAAAGACGGUAGUAGUGCCGGAAAUGUUGCCAAAAUGAAAACCAUUGCUCCAAACAUACGACGGCGACGUCGUUGCGAUAAACAUCAUUUGGAAUUAUAUCGCGAUGCACCUGAUGUGACCAGUGUAACAACAGCGAGUACAUCCUCCCACGCAUCAGUGCCACUAACAGUGAAAUCAGUCUCAGCCACAACUUCUGCAGCAACAUCACCAAUACAUGAUAUAGGCAUACCAGCGCCACCAAUAACGCCACCACCGGCAUUCUUAUCGGCUGGCUAUAAACGUGGUUCAACCAGUAGUGGUGCUACAAUCAAACGUUGCUUAGAACCCAGAAAAGACAAGACUGAUGCACCACACGGUGGUAAUGGCACACUAUCACCCAAUACCGAACAACCAUCAUGUCAAGGCUCAAUGUUACCGCCACCUGGCGGUGGCAUCACGCAAGCAAAUCACGCUCAUGCUACACACGGCGGUGGCAAUGGACGCGAUCAACAUGAUUCACAUUCGCAAAAUUCCAAAAUGGAACGUCCAAAUACGCUUGGAACGAAUAAGCUUUCACGUCGUGUUAAUAUUUGUUAUCAUAACGAACAUUAUCCUGAUGGCGGUGCUGCUACAAAUAAUGUUAUUGGUGGACCACCUGGUAGCACACCACCACCAUAUGCUGACGCUGGGCAUCAUCAUGGCAAAUUGAGCGCACAUGUAUUGCUCUCAGAGCUGCCAGAACCACCCAUACCUGUUUCAGAAAUUGGACCUAUCCCACCGCCGCCAAUGUUCUCAACACCGAGUCCCACAUUAAUAGCGGGCAGGCCGCAUGGGCCUGGCGCGGUUAACGAUCAGGAUUAUCAAGACUAUGAUUAUGAUGAUCAUGAUAAUGAACAGGAUGAAAUAGAUUCCGAUGAGGAAUAUAUGUUCCAACUGCAACAUACCAAUCAUGUCGAUACACAACGCGUUGAGGAAAUUCCAGCCAAAGAGCCAAAACCAAAUGCAGUUCCUCUUAAGUCAGCAUUAAAAAAGAAACCAGGCCAAACUUCCACAUCAUCACCGGCCACACCAACACAAGAUCAUGUCAAUGCCAAUGGCAGUGUACAAGGUAUGUCUGCUAGCGGCAGUGGCAUGACAGCAAAUCAACGUCCUUUAGUGGUGCGUCAGGAUGCGGCCAAUAAUUAUUCAUUAAAGCCAAUACUACGACCACGGAUUAGAAUAUGUAGGCAACAAAUGUUCAAUAUCAACUUGCCAUGUACCGUCGAGAAUAAAGAGAAUACGCGCCCAUUUGUGAUACGCGAAAGCAGCAGUGACAGCGAUGAAGGGGACGGGCGCAUUUUAUAUCGCGAAGACGACAACGAUAGACAGGCGAAAAUCGCACGUAAGGAGUCCCUAUCGCUUAAGUUGCAAUUGCGACCGGAUAAACAGGAUCUGAUAAAUCGCAAUAUUUUACAUCAAGUCACCGAUAAUGAACUGAAGGAAUCAAAGGAAGCGAUUGGUGCGCGACUUAUACGACGCUUGUCAAUGCGACCCACUGCGGAGGAAUUAGUGGAACGCAAUAUUUUAAAGACACAAUCACCCGCCGAAGAGAAAAAACAAAAGGAGGAGAAAAAAUCGUAUCUGCUACGUAAGCUCAGUUUUCGACCCACUGUCGAGGAGCUAAAAGAAAAGAAGAUUAUACGCUUCAAUGAUUAUAUUGAAGUAACUCAGGCGCACGAUUAUGAUCGACGUGCGGAUAAGCCAUGGACAAGACUGACGCCAAAGGAUAAGGCUGCCAUACGUAAGGAAUUAAAUGAAUUCAAAUCAUCUGAAAUGGCAGUGCACGAAGGCAGUCGACAUUUAACAAGGUUCCAUAGGCCAUGACAAAUACAAUGG